UGUAUCUUUCAGAGAUCACUCAUCAGCGGAAAAAUAUCAUUACCUUUGUAGUCUUGGUCUCACUAAGAUGGCAGCCAGCCUGUGAGGUCCUGACGAACUGAAGAGAUGCAUUGCGUAGUCAACAUGGGAGCAAAUGCGUCUCAGCUUGAGAAGGAGAUUGGUUCGGAUCAGUUCCCGGUGAAUGAACACUACUUCGGAUUGGUAAAUUUUGGGAACACGUGUUACUGUAACUCAGUGCUCCAAGCGCUGUACUUCUGCCGGCCGUUCCGGGAGAAGGUUCUGCAGUACAAGGCCCAGCCCAAGAAGAAGGAGACGCUGCUCACCUGCCUGUCCGACCUCUUCCACUCCAUCGCCACGCAGAAGAAGAAAGUCGGCGUCAUCGCGCCCAAGAAGUUCAUCGCAAGGUUGAGAAAAGAAAAUGAGUUGUUUGACAACUACAUGCAGCAAGAUGCACAUGAGUUCCUUAACUACCUACUCAACACAGUAGCGGAUCUGCUACAAGCAGAGAAACAACAAGCCAAAGGCAUCAACGGGACAGACAACAACACCAAGUCCGACCCCACCUGGGUCCACGAUAUCUUCCAGGGAACGCUGACCAACGAGACCAGGUGCCUCUGUUGUGAGACGGUCAGCAGCAAAGAUGAGGAUUUCCUGGACUUGUCAGUAGAUGUGGACCAGAACACAUCUAUCACCCACUGUUUAAGGGGCUUCAGUAAUACAGAGACGUUGUGUAGUGAGUAUAAGUACUACUGUGAGAUGUGCUGCAGCAAGCAAGAAGCACAAAAACGUAUGAGAGUGAAAAAGUUGCCCAUGAUCCUGGCUCUGCACCUGAAGAGGUUUAAGUACAUGGAGCAGCUGCACCGCUACACCAAGCUGUCCUACAGGGUGGUGUUUCCCCUGGAGCUUAGACUCUUCAACACAUCGGAUGAUGCAGUUAAUGCAGAUAAAAUAUAUGACCUGGUGGCUGUGGUUAUCCACUGUGGCAGUGGACCUAACCGGGGCCAUUACAUCACCAUUGUCAAGUCUCAUGGCUUCUGGCUGCUGUUUGAUGAUGACAUCGUGGAGAAAAUUGAUGCCCAUGCAAUCGAAGACUUCUACGGGCUGACAUCAGAUAUACAGAAGACGUCGGAGUCGGGUUACAUCCUGUUCUAUCAGUCCAGAGACAGUAGUUAGACAUCUGCCUCCUCAGAAGGUGGAGAUGAACAGUACAAGGAAACCUCCAGGCAUAUCACAGCCCCUGCAGUUCUGUAUGCUGCAGAACAUGUCCAUGUUUAGGACAUGAGAGUCAAUAAGACUUAAUAUGACUGUGAUAUAGUAAACCAGUAGUCUGGUAUCUAGCCUGCUCUAGGUAAGGUAUGCUCCUCUGAUGGCUUCUACACAGAAUAGUCCUCUUGAUAGAAGAAUGAUUGGCAUUUUAAUAUUUACCUAAAAUGUAGGUGAGAGCUCUGAUUGGCUCCGGGUCACAUGGUUCUUGUAACGUCAUGGUAACAGGGUUGAAACAGGCAUCUGGAUUUUCAAUCCCGAUGUCACUGCUUUAUGAAAUAUUUACUGCAUGAUGAAAGGUCCAAAUGUUUCAAAGGAAACAAGGGAUAGACUCAUCUGCGUGGAAGCAAUCAGACGAGCAAACAGUGACUAGAAUAGGGUGGAUACCAACCAGACUGGUAGACCAGAGGGAGACCAGCAAGUCUUUAGGCCUUUGGAGGGUUUCUGAGAUUGUACCUUUUGUAGCCAGUUGACAUUCCAUGAUAUUUUAUUUAGCUGUGAGGAUUUUAUGUAUCACUAUCUGAUGCAGACAGUCCCCUUCAGCAAUCCGUCUGCUCACAAUUGGAAGGUUAAACAAAGAUAUUAUGCGAGAUAAAAUUGAGAUGUCUGGACUUAUCGUAGUACCCUAUUGGUGGCUACUUCCGAUCAUGUAUAAAGUUUUAUUUGGGAGAUUUGUAAAGAUAAGGACUGGCAAAACAAUGUUGAUGUUUUACAUGACAUUAUGCCAAAGAUACUCCAUUUUGCAUGAGCUUUUACUCUAGUUUGAAUCUUUUUUUUGGUCAAUAUAAUGUAUAGCUAUGGGGUGAUGUAGAGAAGACUUCAUUUUACAUCAAAUGGAACAGUUUAAAGAUUACUAGACCUGUACAGCAUAAUAAGGAUGUAAUGUCAUUUCUCAAAGGUCCACCUUGUAAAGUCGACUGUAAAAUAGACCAUUUGGGAACAGACCAUAACAUGUAUACUGCUUGGUGUAUCAUGAUAUUUCACCACUGAA
Molecule: messenger RNA, 2254 nt
Organism: Branchiostoma floridae (Florida lancelet)
Lineage: Eukaryota; Metazoa; Chordata; Leptocardii; Amphioxiformes; Branchiostomatidae
Product: ubiquitin carboxyl-terminal hydrolase 46
Exons: 11
Coding region: 106-1173 (355 amino acids)
Biological process (GO): protein deubiquitination
Cellular component (GO): nucleus; cytosol
Molecular function (GO): cysteine-type endopeptidase activity; cysteine-type deubiquitinase activity
Source: RefSeq, a predicted model, not a curated record